Messenger RNA from Rodentolepis nana, 711 nucleotides. The record is from the annotation of a GenBank genome assembly. Lineage: Eukaryota; Metazoa; Platyhelminthes; Cestoda; Cyclophyllidea; Hymenolepididae.
CGCAAUCUGGAUAUUGAAAGACCAACAUACAACAACCUGAAUCGUUUGAUCAAUCAGGUUGUGAGCUCUCUAACUGCAUCAUUACGAUUUGACGGUGCUCUUAAUGUCGAUAUUACAGAGUUUCAAACAAACUUGGUGCCAUAUCCUCGUAUCCAUUUUCCAGCGAUCUCCUAUGCACCAAUACUCUCAGCUGACAAAGCAUUCCAUGAGCAGUUGACGGUUAAUGAAAUCACCAGUGCCUGUUUCGAACCUGACAAUUUCAUGAUUAAGUGUGAUCCUCGUCGUGGCAAAUACAUGGCCUGUACUCUGAUGUACCGUGGUGAUGUGAUCCCAAAAGAUGUCAAUGUUGCAGUGGGUAAGAUAAAGACGAAACGAACUAUACAAUUCGUGGACUGGUGUCCAACAGGUUUCAAGUGUGGUAUCAACUCGCAACCUCCAAGUGUGAUUCCAGGAGGAGAUUUAGCUGAAGUUGUGCGUGCAGUUUGCAACAUCAGCAACACCACCGCCAUAGCCGAGGCGUGGGCUCGUUUGAAUCACAAAUUUGAUUUGAUGUUUGCCAAACGAGCCUUCGUGCACUGGUAUGUGGGUGAGGGUAUGGAGGAAGCUGAAUUCUUUGAAGCUCGUGAAGAUCUCGCGGCAUUAGAGCAGGAUUACGAAGAAGUUGGUCAGGACACUGUUGACGCUGGAGACACUGAAAGUGACGAAUUCUAG